CGUGAAUGAUGCGUGAGUGUUACAUUUACGAUUUUCAAAAUGGCGAACAAAACGGGUGGAGGGAGAGCUCUGGCGUCUAAAGGAAGACUUUUAGCAGUGAUUGGGGACGAAGAUACUUGCACUGGUUUCUUAUUGGGAGGAAUUGGAGAAAUCAACGAUAAACGACAGAAAAAUUUCUUCGUUGUUACCAAAGACACCUCAGUUGGGGAAAUUGAGGAGACCUUCAAGACAUUCACAAAUCGCAGCGAUAUUGCAAUUAUCCUGAUAAAUCAAGUCAUUGCUGAAGAAAUCCGGCAUAUAUUAGAUAACUAUACUCAAGCAGUUCCUGCUGUACUAGAAAUUCCAUCAAAACAUCAUCCAUAUGAUCCUUCAAAAGACUCCAUUCUCAGAAGGGCUAAGGGUCUUUUUAGUGCUGAUGAUUUCAAGUAAAAACUCUACAUGCAGAUUGCAAUUAAAUGUCUGUCUAAUAUAAUUAUUAGUAGUAUGAAUAAUGGAGUUCUGAAUCCUAUUUACCUGAGUUUCUUAUAAAUAAUAACUUAACCGUUAUUGAAUAAUUUUUAUACAUACAAACGGUACUUUACAUGUAUUCUUUUUCAUCAACAACGUUUUCAAAUUAUGAAA
Xenia sp. Carnegie-2017 is the source of this 621-nucleotide messenger RNA. RefSeq names its product V-type proton ATPase subunit F-like. The transcript is spliced from 5 exons. Gene Ontology annotation, molecular function: proton-transporting ATPase activity, rotational mechanism. Lineage: Eukaryota; Metazoa; Cnidaria; Anthozoa; Malacalcyonacea; Xeniidae. Gene Ontology annotation, cellular component: proton-transporting V-type ATPase, V1 domain; membrane. Gene Ontology annotation, biological process: proton transmembrane transport. The coding region runs from base 40 to 429 and encodes 129 amino acids. The record is from RefSeq and is a predicted model, not a curated record.